AUGUCUGAGUCCGCAGCGCCCGCAGCCCCGAUGGCGCCCGUAUCGCGCGAGAACCGGCCUAGCAUCGUCGGCCCCGACGCUCCCGAGGCGCCGUACCCGAUGCAGCUGCAUGGUGUUGUUACCAAGGGCUUUGGAAGGGGUGCGCGCUUCCUCGGUAUUCCUACUGCAAACCUCCCCGACUCGUCCCUCGGCCCCCUCAACGAGCUGGGCAUGACGGGCAUCUACUACGGUUUCGCGCGUAUCCACCCUACGGUCUCCACGCCUCUGCCGACGGCCGCGCCGACGCCGAUUUCCAUGACGCCCUCGGCGUCGAGCGCCAACCUGGCCUCGUCGAUCCACCACCACCACCCCUCCGCCCCCAAGUCCCUCACUACCAACCCCCUCACCUCGUCCGCCAUCGCCUCCCUCCCCGCCCAGACGGCGCCGUACCCUCCCGACUCGGUCCCCUCCACGCCGGGCGGAACGCAGCGCCUGCACCGUCUCCCAGACGAGGACGGCAAAGUCUGGCCCAUGGUCAUGAGCGUCGGCUGGAACCCGUACUUCAAGAACGAGAAGAUCACGGCCGAGGUCCACAUCAUGCACCCCUUCGCGCAUGACUUUUACGGGCACGACAUGAGUGUGCUGAUUCUCGGCUACAUCCGCCCGGAGCUGGACUAUGUUAGCAAGGCAGCAGCGAGGCACAGCGAAACCGGUAGAAUGACCAGCGCUAACAACCCAGAGGCCCUCAUUCAGGACAUCCAGACCGACGUCAAGGUCGCGCUCAACUCGCUCGCGCGCCCAGAGUACGCCAAAUACGCCUCGUCGCCGUUCCUCAUCGACGGUCCGAGCGGCAACGGCGACGCGAGUAAUGGCGACGCGAAACCCGACACUGAGGCGAAGUAG
Molecule: messenger RNA, 882 nt
Organism: Trichosporon asahii var. asahii CBS 2479
Lineage: Eukaryota; Fungi; Basidiomycota; Tremellomycetes; Trichosporonales; Trichosporonaceae
Product: riboflavin kinase
Exons: 3
Coding region: 1-882 (293 amino acids)
Biological process (GO): riboflavin biosynthetic process; FMN biosynthetic process
Cellular component (GO): mitochondrion
Molecular function (GO): riboflavin kinase activity
Source: RefSeq, a predicted model, not a curated record